AUGGCCGAUGCAGGGGAAGAAACGGAGGAGGAAAACGAACUCCUUCGACCCGGCGCGAACCUUGCACUGUGGGGAGCUGCAGCCGUGGAGGUGCAAAACGACCCAAGUUCACAGUCCGCAGUAGCCCAUGCUGUGCAGAAGGAUGGUCGCGCUUUGAUUCAUGCCGUACCUGAUUUGAAGGAGCAGAAAGAGGUGGCAUUGAAGGCGGUCGCUGCAGAUGGCACUGCCCUUAUGUUCGUCUCUGAAAAUAUGAAGCAAGACAAGGACGUCGUUCUCGCGGCUGUGCGACAAGUCGGAACUGCCUUGCGUCUGGCUGCUGAGCCACUGGCUGCCGACAGAGAUGUAGUUCUUGCAGCUGUGCGCCAGUGUGGACAAGCACUGCGCCAUGCUGCCGAACAUUUACGUGACGACAAGGAGGUGUGCUCAGCAGCUGUGCAGCAGAACGGUCGAGCGUUGAAGCACGCUUCGGAAAGACUCCGGGCCGACAAAGAAGUGGUUGAUAUGGCCAUUGAGAAUACAACAGAAGCUCUCCCCUAUGCUGGGCCCGAGCUGAAAGAGGAAUGGGAAAAUGUGCUGACAAAGAGAUGGAAAGCAGCCGGUCUUCACAUUGAGCGGCGGUUAGCAGGACAGAUAGUGAACCAGAUUGCGACCAACUGA
Molecule: messenger RNA, 657 nt
Organism: Symbiodinium necroappetens
Lineage: Eukaryota; Dinophyceae; Suessiales; Symbiodiniaceae
Source: the annotation of a GenBank genome assembly